Molecule: messenger RNA, 4146 nt
Organism: Hippocampus comes (tiger tail seahorse)
Lineage: Eukaryota; Metazoa; Chordata; Actinopteri; Syngnathiformes; Syngnathidae
Product: myocardin
Exons: 16
Coding region: 590-2908 (772 amino acids)
Biological process (GO): smooth muscle cell differentiation; positive regulation of transcription by RNA polymerase II
Cellular component (GO): nucleus
Molecular function (GO): transcription coactivator activity
Source: RefSeq, a predicted model, not a curated record
AAACCGAAGGAAUUAAUUGCUGUACAAAAAAAAAGGGUGGUGCUCAAUCAGAGAGUGGGCAGAUGUCAGGGGUGAGGCUGAAGGGGGAACUGGCUGUGAGCUGGGAGACAUGGCGGGGUGGGCAAGGCCGCGGCGGUGGGGGGAGGGUUUGACAGUCUCUCCCAGUUGGCACCCCCGACCCAUGAUGCCUUGGGGCAGCCAGAGAAAGGGGGGGGGCAGAGUGAGAGGAGGCGACUGGCUGAGUUGGCUGAAGAACGGCAGACAGACAGAAAAAGAAGGACGCAGCGGUUCCGAAAUAAAGCGGCGAUGAAAGGGCGGACAUGAAAAGAACAUGAAAGAAGGAACUUGCCAUUAAAACGCUCGGCCACCUCGUUGCUCUCUUCUCUUCUCCUCCUCUUCCUCAUUCGAUUCUCCUCUUCAAUUUCAUCGUAAAUCAAGUCCAGUUCGACCACCCCGAGGGGCCGCUCAGCUUCUCUCCUCGCUUCCUUGACACACAGAAAAGGAAAAGAAGAGGUUGCUUUCGUCCUGGCGGACACACACCAGGAAGAGCCUCUUGUGUCUCUGUGCCGCGCCGCCCUUCAGAGCCGCCAUGACGCUGCUUGCUUCCGAGAGGUCACUCCUCAUCCGGAACAAGUUCCGCUCAGUGCUGCAGUUGAGGAUUCAGAACCGAAGGCAGAGUGAGAUCAAUGCAGACUUGGGCUUGAAGUCGACAAGUUCCCCGAAAAACAAAGAAAAAGACAAAAGUGAAGCUCCGCGUCCAACUGACAAUGGUGCCGGAAGACAUCCGAAGACGCCCCCUGGUGGAGUCGCUCCUGGAACCGUGCAAGAGAAGAGCGAGUGCGGGGCCUCGAGGCAGAAGAAGGCUCGUCGGGACCUCAAAGAGGGUAUCCGAGAUCCACCCGCGCCUGCCAAGCCCAAAGACAAAGCGCACCGCCUCCACCUUGACAACGGCCCCGCCUCUUUCGCGUUGCCCGCAAAUGUCUUCGAAGACGACAUCUCCUCCUGCAACUCGUCGAGCAAGCGACGCGUUGCUCCCCAACCGCCGGCGGCCUUGGCCCUCCCUUCACCACCGGGGCUCUCCGAUGACCAAUUGCUGAGUGACUUGUCAUCGGUGGGCCCGCCCCUCAACCACGGUCUGCUUCACAUUCAGUCCAGUUCGGCUUCGCUCCCGGCAACCGAGGGCAGCCAACCGCCGACCGGCACGCUGUUGUGCGAAAGCAACUCCACUGCGGCCGCGGGUCGACCAAACGGGAUCUUUCUGAUUUCCCCGACCCCGCCCCUGCUGCCAAAGACAGCCGGGCCUCCCAGUCCUGCCGGUUCCUCUUCCCCGACGCCCGCCUUCAACCUCAGCCACCUCGCUUGCUCACGGAAACCGCGCGAUACCAAACCCAAGAUGAAGAAACUCAAGUAUCACCAGUACAUUCCUCCCGACCAGAGAGGGGCGUCCGGGCCCGGAGAGGGAGGAGCCAAACAGAAAAGCCCUCCUACCCAGCCAUUAGGCGCCGCCAAUUCUCAUCUGCUCAAGCAGCAACAAGUCUUUCUCCAGCUGCAAAUCCUUCAGCAGCAGCAGCAGCAGCAAGUCGCUGUGCUGCCCAGUGAACCCGUCGCCGCCGCCGCCACCAACCACACACCAAAGGACACAAACAAUGCGCCCAAACUUGAGCUCCUCCCAGCAAAUCUCGUUGAUCUCAAAGUGUCAGAGUUGAGGCAGCAGCUGCGUAAGCGAGGCCUCCCCGUCUCCGGCACCAAGCCGGCCCUGUUGCAGCGCCUUCGCCCCUUCCAGCUCCCGCCCUCGUGCGCCGUUCCCGCGCCCCUCUGUCCACCGGGGGGCGGCACGGAGCCCCCGACUCCCCCUCACCCGCUUCUGGCCCACCGCAGCCCCAGCUCAAGCUGCAGCUCCGCGGACUCACCUGGAAGCAGCCCCGACCAACAGACGUACAUCCCGGAUCACGGGGUCCCGAACGGCAUUGUGAAUGUCGCCGACGGUCUCUCCGUCAGUCUGUCUGGCGAACAGUGCGGUCCUCUCAACGCGGUCUUCCUUGCUCCUGCCUGUACCGCCUCCGGAACCCCGAGUCCCAGUUUACCCAUGUCGUCCUCGUCGCCCCUGCAGUGCGGCGCCACCUGGAGGACUGAGCUGGCCGUCGACUUGGACAAGAAAGAGAGGAUCAAUUGCAGGGCGAGAGAAGCGUCGGCCAACACUGUGCAACAAUCUUGUGCAAGAUCCCUUCAUCCAUUCCUGCAACAGGAACCAGGGUGCAGGAGGCGGGACCGGGAAACGGAUACUCAAACGGAGGUGUUGUUUGCGCAGGUCCUCUGCUCCCAGCCUUGGCCCGCCGAUACGAUUGGCCGAGACUUUGAGCUGCCAGUUCAGAUCACGGCAAGUCCAGUCCAAAACUCGCCCGGCAUUCGUAGCUUGGAGGAGGAGCUACAGGAGGCCAUCCUGAAAGCGCAGAUGGACCCUCGACAAUCCAUCGAUGACAUUCUGGAUGAGCACACUGCUUCUGUCGACUCUGUCCACAAAUCUCCUCUCCCAUCGUCUCCUCCUCCUCCUCCUCCAGCGGAUCCGUCCCAGAAAUGCCAGCAGCACUCCAAGGAGAGCAGCUUCCUGCCUCUCUGCUCCUCGCUUCUCCUGGAGCUGCCCCCGUCUCCCGCCGCGAGCCCCCCGAGUCACGUGGUCCCACCGCCGGCGCCUCCGCCCCUUUGCACCUCGCCUCCGCUGCACUCGGCCGGCAAGUCGCGGAAGCGUCGGGCGCAGGCCGCCUUCGAGGCCGCCGACAUCCUGGAGACGCUGACGUCCGGCUUGCGACUGCUCACUCCGCCGCCGCCUCCCUUCGCGGAGACCGACUUCAGUCUGGAUUCGGAUCUCAACAUCAAUCGAGUGUUGGAUCUGAUGAUAGAGCAGUGGUGAGGAAGCGUCCGGACUGCUUGGUGACUGGCUAUGCGCACUCCGUCCUUUCAUUCGUAGUUUCUCCCUUCUUUCAUUUUUUUCUGACUUCUUUCUUUCCCCGUUGUCCUGCCUCGGAUCCAAGACGUCUUUCUUCCUUUGAUCCCCGCAAUUUGUAUGAAUGGUGCCUCGCUCUCGACCUUCCUUUUGUAUUUCUAGCACCUGCAAAAUCCCUCCCUCUUCCCUCCGUCCAGGUCAGGCGGCCUUCCGCUCGCGUUUCCGUCCAGGGCCUUCCUUUCAUCUUUCCAUGUAUCAGCAAUCCUUCCCAUCCAAUACGUGCGGCUUUCCUUCUAGCCAAUGGUCCCUUCUGCCUUCCUUUUUUCUUUCUGUUCUGCAUUCCUAUCUUCCAACCUCCCUUUCAUCCUUCUUGAUGCCCUACCAACACUUCCUUCCUUCCUUCAAUUAAUCCUGCGCCAGCCCUUCCGUCCUAUCGUUCGUCUAAUCGGUGAUAUGCAGUACGCAUCAUUCCUUCCUUGGUUCCUACUUUCUUUUCCUUCUUCGUUCCGUUGACCGUGCUUUCUCCCUUCCCUUUGCUGGACCCAAAGAAAAUCCAUCCAUCCAUCCAUCACUGCUGUCAGAAUGAUUGACUCCACGCAACGUCGGGGGUUUGAUUUGUUGCAGUGUUGAAUUCAAAAAGCUGGGAUGGGAGAAACAGACACAAAGCUCCACACAGGGUGUCCCAUAAGAUGUUCUCAUUCUUUGACUGACCAUUACGCAAGUAUUUCCGUUUUGAUUCUGGUAUUUAUUGACUCCGAUACAAGUAAAAAAAAAAGAAAAAAGCGUUAGCUUCUUCUCGCCCUCAUUGAGUUUCGUCAUUCGUGCGUGUUCACAAACGUUCCAACUGGUUUCCACCAUUUUCUCAAGACGUGGAUAUCGUUUGGCAACAUUGUGGAACGUCCUCGUUGGCAAUUGUGAGACAUGAUCUUCCGAUGAUGACUUGAAACUGGGUUUGUGGCGUAAACUUUACCUUCAAAAAGUGGAUGUUGGUUUUUGAUGAACUGAUCAGAUGAAAUCAGAUUUCAGCCUGUUUGUUGCCUAAUCUGGCCCAUGUCAUUUCAACGAUUUUAGCAAUGACUUUUUUUUUUUUUUUUAUAACCCAGUUCAUUUAAAUUUUACCUCACAUGUUGAGCCUGGGGCGGCACAGUGGGUGACUGGUGAGCACGUCGGUCUCACAGUGCAGAGCUGCAGCGUUCAAUUCCGGC